Adineta ricciae is the source of this 857-nucleotide messenger RNA. The record is from the annotation of a GenBank genome assembly. Lineage: Eukaryota; Metazoa; Rotifera; Eurotatoria; Adinetida; Adinetidae.
AUGCCGAAACGAAAGUGUUGUGAACAUCCGGAAAAACAUGCAAAUUCUACUCGUGUACCAAAAGGAACAAUAGCCGUAUCGUUACAGCUAUCUAAGUUUUUGGGUUCUCGGUAUAAUAUGACGGAGAGCCGAACGCGGUGGUUAUGUCCAAGAUGCCAUAGUGAUGAUGGCGAUGGCGAUGAUGAUGAUGCGAUGAUGACAGAGAUCCUCGACAAUUGUAGUACAAAGGACGAUGAUCAUGCUACCGAACAAUUAACUGAAGAAGAAGAAGAUAAUGUUCGGAUGGAUAGUGGUUUUAUGAAUGAGUCGAAAGAGAAUGAUCAUCACUCACUGCAUAUGGAUGAAAGAUCGACCGAUUGUGAAUCAAUGGGUGAAGAAGAAGGCGAUGUUUUAUAUGAACACGAAUAUCAGAAAAGCAAAGCGGUGAAACAAUUGGUGGCUGUAUUUGAAUUAUUAAAAAUAGAGUCAAUUCAUGAUAAAUCGACAGUAUUUCCUAUCCGAGUUAAAGUUGAUGAAGUCUAUCGAAAGCUUCAACAGUGGCGUGAUGUACUGGAAGGGGUCACUCAAGCUUCACAUGAUCCAAAUCCUCACGAACUUAGAAUAUCUGAAUCGAACGAGUUUUUGGAUGGUUUGAAAAAAUUGUUCGUCGAAAGCGAUGCCAAUGAAAAAAUCCGUUUAAUGACAAUCGCUCCGAGAGAAUGGGGUAGACAAAAAAUCGAAAGAUGGUUUGUAUUUCUCGUCAUUUUUUCGAUUUUCUUUCAUUUGCUCAAACGCCUGUCGCUAUCAAUUUCUUACAUUUAUUAGGUUUCAAGUAAAACAAAGUCAGGCUCGAAGAUCGCUGGUUCUACGAAAAGACA